Molecule: messenger RNA, 662 nt
Organism: Micromonas pusilla CCMP1545
Lineage: Eukaryota; Viridiplantae; Chlorophyta; Mamiellophyceae; Mamiellales; Mamiellaceae
Exons: 2
Coding region: 1-594 (197 amino acids)
Biological process (GO): photosystem I assembly
Source: RefSeq, a predicted model, not a curated record
AUGUCCGCCGCAUCGAUCUCGAUCGUCGUCGCGUCGUCCGCGUCCGUCGCGUCCGCGUCCCCGAGAUGCGCUGUCGCUCGGCUCGUGAAGAAAGUCCAAGGCAAGAUCCCGGUCGUGUCCCUGCUCUCGAAACUCCUGACCCCCGAGGGCGGGAUCGGCGUCGAGGCGCUGUCGUACAACGAGUACUGCCGCGCGAAGCUCGACGCCGCGGGGGGCACGGAGUACGGCGCGUCGCUGAGCGAAAUUUGCGACGCGUACAAAAAAGAGCCGCGGCAGUUGCUGCUGCUGACGUGGAUGGUCUACGAGGGCGACGGUCUGCUCCCCGACGACGUCGCGACCGCCGCCGCGAGACGAUUAUCGAGCACCGGGUUCGACUACGAGUACGAGAUAUUCAAGUUCGAGAGCGCCAGGGACGAAGCGAUCGCGCGCGCGCGGAAAAAAGGCGUCGACCCGCGCGCGGGGCGGGACGCGGCGAGGGCGACGAAGACGGCGACGGAGGUGUUGGAGCUGUGCUGCGGCGCGACGAACGGGUUGACGACGGAGGGGAAGGGGCACAUCGCCGUCGUCGCCGCGGCGACCAUGGAGGCGGUAUGACGUGAUGUGAUGUGAUGUGAUGGAGGAGGUACGUAUCAGAAUGUUAGUACAAGCGCUUCGUUCGCCCC